GGUAACACAAGCUACUUUACUUCACUGUCUUCUCUCCCAAACCAAACCAUGGCUACACCCACAUUUCUCUCCCUUUCCUUUCCUUUUCUCUUUCUUUUCUUUUUCUGCAACUUCGUGACUGAAACGCUGUCGUUUUCAGGCGAACAGGCGGCGCUCAAGACGUUCAUUUUCCGAGUCGACAGCCACACCAAGCCCUCCAUCUUCCCGACCCACUACCACUGGUACACCACCGAGUUCGCCGACCCGCCCCAAAUCCUCCACGUGUACGACACCGUUUUCAACGGAUUCUCCGCCGUUCUCUCCAGCGACCAGGUAGCUUACGCCAGCCGCCACCCCUCCGUCCUCGCCGUCUUCGAGGACAAGCGCCGCCAGCUCCACACCACUCGCUCCCCGCAGUUUCUCGGGCUGAGAAACCAGCGCGGUCUCUGGUCGGAAUCUGAUUACGGCUCCGACGUCAUCAUCGGCGUUUUCGAUACUGGAAUAUGGCCGGAGAGGAGAAGCUUCUCGGAUUUGAAUCUCGGGCCGAUUCCCAGCCGUUGGAAAGGAGUAUGUGAAUCCGGAGCCAAAUUCUCCGUCAGGAACUGCAACAGGAAGCUGAUCGGAGCGAGAUUCUUCUCCAAAGGUCACGAGGCGGCUGGGAGUAUCGGCGGUCCGAUAAGCGGAGUGAACGACACCCUUGAGUUUCGCUCUCCGAGAGACGCCGACGGCCAUGGGACCCACACGGCGUCGACGGCCGCGGGAAGAUACGCUUUUGAGGCGAGCAUGGCCGGUUACGCAUCGGGAAUCGCGAAAGGCGUGGCUCCGAAGGCUCGAUUGGCGGUGUACAAGGUAUGCUGGAAGAAUUCCGGUUGCUUCGAUUCCGAUAUAUUGGCCGCAUUUGAUGCCGCCGUCAACGACGGCGUCGACGUUAUAUCGAUCUCGAUCGGAGGCGGCGACGGCAUUUCCUCUCCCUAUUACCUCGAUCCGAUCGCUAUCGGAGCAUACGGCGCCGUUUCCAAGGGAGUCUUCGUGUCGUCUUCUGCUGGAAACGACGGACCAAACGGAAUGUCAGUCACCAACCUCGCGCCGUGGAUGACCACCGUCGGAGCCGGCACGAUAGACAGGACUUUCCCGGCGGUGAUUGUUCUCGGCGAUGGGAGAAGACUCUCGGGAGUGUCUCUUUACGCUGGAGCUCCAUUGAAGGGGAAAAUGUACCCUCUGGUUUACCCAGGUAAAUCUGGAAUGCUUCCUGCUUCUCUGUGUAUGGAGAAUUCUCUGGAUCCGAAUCUGGUCAGGGGCAAAAUCGUCAUCUGCGACCGCGGAAGUAGCCCAAGAGUGGCGAAAGGCAUGGUGGUGAAGAAGGCCGGCGGCGUGGGUAUGAUCCUCUCCAAUGGAAUCUCCCAAGGCGGUGGCUUAGUGGGCGAUGCUCACAUCCUCCCCGCUUGCGCCGUCGGCUCCGACGAAGGCAAUGCCGUGAAGGCCUACGUGUCGUCAGCUUCUAAUCCCACUGCCACAAUCGAUUUCCAAGGAACCGUCAUCGGAAUCAAACCGGCUCCGAUCGUGGCUUCCUUCUCGGGAAGAGGACCGAACUCUGUCAACCCGGAGAUUCUCAAACCUGAUUUGAUUGCUCCGGGAGUCAACAUCCUCGCCGCCUGGACGGACGCCGUCGGACCUACCGGAUUGGAUUCCGACAAGAGGAAGACAGAGUUCAACAUUCUGUCGGGAACGUCAAUGGCGUGCCCUCAUGUCAGUGGAGCCGCGGCGCUCCUCAAGUCGGCGCAUCCGGAUUGGAGCCCUGCGGCCAUAAGAUCCGCCAUGAUGACCACCGCAAGCAUCGUCGAUAACCGGAACCAGCUCAUGACCGACGAAUCCACCGGAAAAUCCUCUACGCCCUACGAUCUCGGAGCCGGCCACCUCAAUCUCGACCGGGCUAUGGACCCAGGACUCGUCUACGACAUCACCAACGACGAUCACGUGAACUUUCUGUGCUCGAUAGGGUACGGCCCGAAGGUAAUCCAGGUGAUCACGAGAACGCCGGUGAAAUGUCCAGUGAAGAGGCCAUUGCCGGAGAAUCUCAAUUAUCCUUCAAUGGCGGCUCUGUUCCCGACCUCGUCGAGAGGGAGUACGAGCAAGAUGUUUAUCCGGACGGUGACGAAUGUGGGUGCGCCGAACUCGGUGUACCGGGCGAGGAUCGAGGCGCCGAAGGGGGUAACGGUGAGGGUGAAACCGGCGAAGCUGGUGUUCACGGAGGCCGUGAAGAAGCAGAGCUUCGUCGUGACGGUGACGGCGGAUGCCCGGAGCUUGGUACUGGGCGAGUCCGGGGCGAAUUUCGGGUCGCUUUCUUGGACGGAUGGAAAGCAUGUCGUUCGGAGCCCCAUAGUGGUUACCGAGAUACAGCCGUUGUAAAACGACAGAAGAUACGAAGGGACCCAUCAUGUCGUUUUGAUCGGUCAGGCUCAUGGGCUCUAGUUUUAGAAGUCGCUACGCAUAAUAGAGGGUUUUAACUUUUUAAGUUAAACUUCUUGCAGUGGUUUUUUUUUUUUAAAUUUGUUUUAAGUUUUAAGUUUUUGUUUUUGUUUACGUUCUUGGCAUUGUAGAUCUGAUGGACUAUAUUCUAUAUAGGGCCCGGGACAAAACGGAGGGCUGGUCUAGUGUGAACUUUCUCUUUCUUUCGAUUUUUAUUUAUUAUUUUUUUCCUUUAAUUUAUCUCUUGAAAUGCCUACAGAUGUAUCUAUAGACUUAUAGGCAUCUAAGAGUAUUAUGAACUUAUUAUUACUGUCCAAAUCUUAGUAUCCACUUUUUCACA
Messenger RNA from Morus notabilis, 2785 nucleotides. Its product is annotated as subtilisin-like protease SBT1.6. Gene Ontology annotation, biological process: proteolysis. Lineage: Eukaryota; Viridiplantae; Streptophyta; Magnoliopsida; Rosales; Moraceae. The transcript has a single exon. Gene Ontology annotation, molecular function: serine-type endopeptidase activity. The record is from RefSeq and is a predicted model, not a curated record. Bases 49 to 2385 code for a protein of 778 amino acids.